CUUAUUUAUUACACUUAGAGGUAAUACUCAUUUCGCAGAACUUUAAACCAUUUAUCAAUGGCGAACACAGUUGCAGAGCUUGUGUUCAUCCCUGCACCCGCAGUUGGUCAUAUAAUGUCCACAAUCGAGAUGGCAAAAGUACUCUUGAACCGUGAUCAAAGGCUCUCAAUAAACGUUCUUCUCAUAAGCCCUCCUUACCCCGUCCCUGCUCUUACCACCUACAUCGAAUCAUUGGCUAAAAACACUAUCGAACGCAUACAGUUCAUUGAACUCCCUAAAGAUCAAACACCGCCAAAGCUCGACCCCAAAGCCUUCCUGACUUCCUUGUAUGAGUUCUACAGCAGUCAUUGCAAACAUGUCAGAAAUAUUGUGGCGGACAUGAUAAAUCAAACUGGUUCGGGUAGGGUCGUUGGGUUUGUCGUUGACGUGUUCUGCACCGGCAUGAUAGAUGUGGCUAAUGAAUUUAAUCUUCCGACGUAUGUGUUUUUCACUUCUAGUUCUGCCUUUCUUGGCUUUAACUUGUAUAUCGAGACGCUAUGUGUGGAUCAUAACCAAGAUCAUGUUAUGGAGCUGAGUAACUCGGGAGGUGAGAUGGUUGUUCCGAGUUUUGUUAAUCCAGUGCCGAAGAAGGCUUUUCCAGCAAUGUACGAGAUACAAGAUGGGUUGGACAUGCUGAUCAACUCUUUUCGCGAAUUAAGAAAGGCUAAAGGGAUAAUGGUUAAUACGUUCUUGGAGUUGGAAACACACGCGAUGAAGUCGUUUACUGACACCAACUUCCCGCCUGUAUAUCCCGUGGGACCCCUACUCAAUCUAGACGGGGUAGCUGGAAAAGCUGACGACAUGGAUGUGAUUAAGUGGUUGGAUAGUCAACCACCAUUGUCAGUGGUGGUGUUGUGUUUCGGGAGUAUGGGAAGUUUUAGUGAGGUCCAAGUGAAGGAGAUAGCACUCGGUUUAGAACAAAGUGGUCAUCGUUUUGUGUGGUCCCUAUGCCUAACUCCUUCUAAAGAGCAAUUACUUGAUGACCCAAGAGAACUAUUGCCGGAUGGGUUCCUUGAGCGAACGGUGGGCAUAGGGAAAGUGAUUGGAUGGGCACCACAAGUGUCGUUGCUGUCCCAUGAAGCAGUUGGGGGGUUCGUGUCCCAUUGCGGGUGGAACUCGAUGCUAGAGAGCUUGUGGUUUGGUGUACCAACGGCCACAUGGCCAAUGUACGCUGAGCAACAACUUAAUGCAUUUGAAAUGGUGGUGGAGUUGGGAUUGGCGAUUGACUUGAAAAUGGAUUAUAAGAUCGAUAUGUUUAAUCCCGCUGCCAUAGUCGUUGUCACGGCAGAGGAAAUAGAGAAUGGGAUAACGCGACUCAUGGAGGAUAACAAUGUUAGAGCGAAAGUGAAAGAGAUUAGCAAACUGAGCAGGGUAACAGUGGCUGAGGGUGGUUCAUCAUAUGCAUUAGUUGACUAUCUAGUUCAAGAAAUUAUGAGUAACAUCAUAUGACUUCAAAUUUCUGUAUGAGUUACUACUGAUUAUAUUAUCAGGUUGUUUGGGGAAUACGAGUCAAAAAGCAUGAUUAUUUGUUGUAUUUUCACCUUUAUUUGAAUUUAUAGAACGCAUCCGUUGUGCA
Helianthus annuus (common sunflower) is the source of this 1615-nucleotide messenger RNA. Its product is annotated as anthocyanidin 3-O-glucosyltransferase 2. The transcript has a single exon. Lineage: Eukaryota; Viridiplantae; Streptophyta; Magnoliopsida; Asterales; Asteraceae. The record is from RefSeq and is a predicted model, not a curated record. Gene Ontology annotation, molecular function: UDP-glycosyltransferase activity. The coding region runs from base 58 to 1488 and encodes 476 amino acids.